Ilex paraguariensis (yerba mate) is the source of this 2198-nucleotide messenger RNA. NCBI's taxonomy places the organism in Eukaryota, Viridiplantae, Streptophyta, Magnoliopsida, Aquifoliales, Aquifoliaceae. The record is from the annotation of a GenBank genome assembly.
AUCCCACUCAUUUGGAACCACAAAUAAGUUGGUCUGCUCAGUCUCAGUGUGUACACUUUUGAUUUAAGUGUUUCUCGUGAAGCCUUCUCACUCCCUCCCUAUCCCCCCAUCAUGGCUCUCACUGCUGACGUUGCAAAACACAGAUACAAUAAGGAUCUGUUCAAUGCUUUGACGAGAGGGGAGGAAGAUAAAGUGAUCCAACUUUGCCGAGAAAAUCCAGAGGGUCCAUUGCACGUCCUAUCCUUACACAAAGACACCGUCCUUCAUGUGGCCACCUACUCCAAACGAAAAGAUUUAGUACUCAAUUUACUCCAAGAGUUACCCGAAGGACAAUUUGCUAAACUGACGCAUCAGAAUGACGCUGGAAACACCGUACUCCACGAGGCGGUCACUUCUGACAGAACAGUCAAAGUUGCGACGGAAUUGUUGCUCAAAGCACCAGAACUGCUAAGUAUGCACAACCAGAAUGGAGAGACGGCUCUAUUUUGUGCUGCCCGUUAUGGCAAAAGCAAGAUGUAUGAGUAUCUUGAUGAUGAAAUGAACAAAAGCAUCAAAGAUCCAGCAGAAUUGAAGGCCUUCCAUUAUAGGGAUGACAAAACCACUAUACUUCAUUUGUCCAUACUCAACGAGUACUUUAGUUUAGCCCUUUUAAUAGCAAGCAAGUAUGAGUACUUGCUUAAUGAAAAAGACGAUGAUGGAAUGACUGCUCUUCAACUUCUUGCAUGCAAUCCAGCAGCAUUCGAAGACAGGAGGAGUACACCAGUAUCUCUCAAGCGGUUCUUUUACUCUUGUAUGACUCUUACCUUUCCGGUUUACACUUCAUGUCAGAAAAAAAUUAAUAAGAGGUAGCUAAAUGCAAAGAACUAAAUUUCGUUUUCGAAACACUCGAAACGCCUAAAACAUUUUCAUUUUCAUAAAAAUCGAAACGAAUUAUUGAUUGAAUAUCAGAAUUCUUAUGUUUUGAAAUGUUUCAAGGUAUUUCGAUAGAUUUCGAAAUGUUUUAACAUGUUUUGACCUAUGUUUCGAAAUUGACUAAUGUUUCAAAAAUAAAUUUUCAAACUUUCUUUAUUUCCUUCUUGUUUCUGAAAUAUUAUCGAAACAUUUCAAUUUUCAAGCUCACCAAAACUGUAAACCGAAACAAAAUUUUGAUUCAUUCUUACAUGUUUUCAACAGUUUCCUUGACUAAGUAGGCUAAGAUUGGAGGUAAUAAUCUUAACGCAUUACUCAUUAAUCCGUCUAACCCGCUCAUAAAUAAAUGGGUUAGGUACCUAUAUUUAACUAAAUUAAAAUUUGGACUGAGUCCUCCUGGAUAGACUUAUAAUGACUUGAGUCCGCCACUGAAAUUUAUUUGGUGAUAAAUCCGUUUUUUAUUUUACUAAUAAGUACUUAAGUCUAUUUUUUUGUAAAUCUCAAAAAUACCCUUAAUAGUGUUAUUCUGUUCAAUUAUAAAAAUCUUAAAGAUCUUGAAAAUAGUUUUAAAUUAAUUUCUUAAAUUAGAAAUUAUUAUCCCUUAAUUCACUCCUAAAUUGAAAUUCAAAUUUAUACUCUCUCUCUCUCUCUCUCUCUCUCUCUCUCCCCUUCCUUAGAAGAAGAUCAUCUCAUUCAAUAACAAAUGCAAACAUUCACAAUAUCAAUUGCAAAACCAUUUAUUUUGUUCUUCACAGUAACAUCAAAUUUUUAUGUACAGUAACACAACGACUUUAACAAAACUCAAGACGAUAUAUAUGUUGCACAGUAACAUUAACGAAAUAUUUUUUUUACACAGUAACAUCAAUGUAAUAUUUUUUCUUUCACAGUAACAAUAAUUUUCUCUUACUUUUCACAAAAUAAGGUCCUCAAAUUGAAAAAUUACAUUAUUUAGGGCAGUAACACAUGAUUUUCAGUUGAAUUAGAACACUAAUCACCACUUGUGAAUGUCAAGACAUCGAAUAUGUAAAAAUGAUUUUCCUUUUCCCUCACAGUAACAUUAACUUUUUCCCACAAUCAAGUAUUUUUGGAUUGUAUUGCACAACAAAAGAUCCAAAAAAUUGAAACUUAUAUCAUUUAAUUUAGUAAUAAUGAAUCGCAUUUUGAAAUUAGGAAUGCAAAAAACGAAAAAAAAUUUGAAAACUUGGAGGCUUCUUCCUCUGGUUAUGGGUUUGAAUGUUACUAUUAUAUUUUCAAUUUUGUUCAAUGUUUCAUAUUGCUAUUUUUUUUUU